AGACGGGGGAAAGGUCCUGGACGCUCUGCACACACGCCAGUGGUUACUGAUAACGUGAAACCCACACAAGCGGAAGACAUUGGUAUGUACAUGAAUGUUGGAUUUGACAACGACGAGAAACCAAUGUUGUCUCAAGAGAAGACACCAGCCAAACAAAUGAAGGCUGAUAGGAAGAAUAAAUCCCAAGGCAAUUCAGCAGGAGAAGCUGUCUCUACGGCUGGAAGCAAGGACACUGGUAAAGGCGGAACAGGUGACCUUGACCUCCAGAAAGUGGAUGAGGAAGAGGACUGUGACUUGUCUGACCAGCGUGAACAGGUUGAGGACACACCUGAGGCCCCUGACAGAAACUACUACAACCUGGACGACAAUGGACGGGAUCACGUGAUUCCUGUUUCAGAAUUACAGACAAGGGUGGAAGAAAUGACUCCAGCAAGUGCAGAAGAAGAAUUUAAGCGACUUCCUGAUGGUUAUGUGAACUCAUAUGAUGAAUCUCAACAACCUAAAAACAAAGGAAAGAACAGGUUCAGAGGUUAUUACCUAUAUGACUACAACCGCGUGGUGCUGCACGGCGUCAGUGACGACAAAGAUGGAGACUACAUCAACGCCAGCUACCUCGAUGGAUAUAAAGCAGAAAAGCGUUACAUAGCAGCACAAGGUCCCUACAGACCGGAAGUGAUGGUGGAUUUCUGGAGAAUGAUCUAUCAGGAGCAAUCUACAACAGUUGUCAUGGUGACGGGACUUGUAGAGGCGGGGAAGAUGAAGUGUCUUCAAUACUGGCCAGAGAAAGGAACAUCCAUUUACGGCGACAUUUCAGUUACCAAGGAGACAGAAACUCAACUUGCAAACUACACAGUCACAAAACUGUCUGUUCACAAUAAAUCGGACGGAAAGAUACAUCACGUUCACCACUUUCACUUCACAAGUUGGCCUGACCAUGGUGUACCAGACACUUCCGCUUUGCUGGAGUUUAUGUGGAGGGUCAAGGCCACCACAAGACAUCAAACACAACCUAUCAUAGUCCACUGCAGUGCUGGUAUAGGCCGGACAGGGACGUACAUAGCUAUAGAGAGUCUCGUGGGUCAGGCAGCGGCAGAAGGGUUUGUGGACGUCGUCAGCUUCGUCUCCAACAUGAGAGGCCAAAGGAAGAACAUGAUACAGACCAAAGAGCAGUACCUGUUCCUGUACCAGGCCUUUGCUAUGGCGGUUACAGAGGGGGACACCUCACUGGAUGCUGACACCAUCAGACAGAUAGAUCUCAGUCAUGUGUCUUCACUUACCAUGGGCAACAAGAACGUACAGGAACACCUGGAGGCUUUAGGAAAUACUUCCGAAAGAGGUCUUCCUGAAGAUCAUAUCAUCACGGUGGAAUCCUGCACAUCAAGGAAGGGCUUCUUCAUAAUAACGUCCCAACCAGACAAAGAGAACCUAUGGAAUCAGAUGUAUAACAGCGAUUCGCGGACCUUGAUCACGUUGGCUACAGAAACCCAAAUCUUCCUCCCGUCAAUGGACAGUCCUGUCUCCACGUCAAGGCUGACAGCAAGCUUGCAAACGUCUAAAGUUAUAUCUAAUGAUGUUAUCCUGAACACUAUUGAUCUCACAGUAAAUGGUGCUGACGUCACCUCAGCAAUUCAACACUAUCAUGUGACCGGGAGUACACAUGAUUCAAGUGUCACUUUGUUGAUUGACAGCUUACUUACAUGGAUGAGUGACCCAGAACGAGGUUCCUGCACAAUCGUUUCACACUCUGUGAGCGAGGCACGGCUCCUGGUCCUUUUGGUGAACAUCGCCAGCAGACUGCAGGACGACAGCAGGGUGGACGUCAUCAGCAACAUGCGACGUCUACACUCCAGCCCUCGGUGGACCUCCAUUCUCUGAGGAGGAUGUGCGCCGGUGUGUGGAGUUUGCUCAAAGACGACUAGAAUCGCCUGAACUCUAUGCUAACUUGUAAAGCAUUGUUAACUUAUGGUAGUUCUUUGCAAUAUCAGUUCUAAUUUUCUGCAGAUUAAUGCAUGUGGACAAUGUAUGCAAUACAGUGUCAAUAAAAUAUUUAUGACAAUGACAGAGACUAGCAGGUAAACCUGUACAAGUCUUUUCGAUGGUGAUGAUGAAAUCGUUAUGUAUAUUAAUUGCAUGAUGCACCCGUUGAAACAUUAAAAUUUACGGGAGAUCUAUGUCCAUCUUGCCCAAUGCUAAUCUAGAGCAAUUAACAGUGUUAACAAACAAGAAAAUAGUAUAGGACAAGGAAAAACUUUACAGACACAAAACAUUUUAUCAAGCAACAUGAAUUGUUGCAUUCUUAAUGUUAUGACAUCUUGUAACAGUGGGCCUUGAUGGAUUAUGUAAUCAUAUACAAGUCACACUAUGCUAUAAAUGUUUAUAUUAGAUGUAAUGUUAAUGUGCAUGUAAUUAUCUCCAUCGCUUAGAGUAGCAGUAUAUGUUUUUACAUUUCAGACACCAGUACUUUGUAAAUAUAAGUAUUUUUGAUUUCUUGA
Molecule: messenger RNA, 2492 nt
Organism: Haliotis rubra (blacklip abalone)
Lineage: Eukaryota; Metazoa; Mollusca; Gastropoda; Lepetellida; Haliotidae
Product: receptor-type tyrosine-protein phosphatase kappa-like
Exons: 17
Coding region: 85-1875 (596 amino acids)
Biological process (GO): protein dephosphorylation
Molecular function (GO): protein tyrosine phosphatase activity
Source: RefSeq, a predicted model, not a curated record